This is a messenger RNA of Emericellopsis atlantica, 3998 nucleotides long. Its product is annotated as Vps54-like protein-domain-containing protein. Gene Ontology annotation, biological process: retrograde transport, endosome to Golgi; Golgi to vacuole transport. NCBI's taxonomy places the organism in Eukaryota, Fungi, Ascomycota, Sordariomycetes, Hypocreales, Bionectriaceae. The transcript has 3 exons. The coding region runs from base 296 to 3637 and encodes 1113 amino acids. Gene Ontology annotation, molecular function: syntaxin binding. The record is from RefSeq and is a predicted model, not a curated record. Gene Ontology annotation, cellular component: GARP complex.
CCAGGAGCUGUAGCUUGGCGUCUGAGUCGUAAGCUAGGCGCAGGUGGCAGAUUGGUGCGAACAACGAGCUCCAACUUGACAAGUUCUAGAGACAUCUCCUUAUUGAAGAUAGAGCAACUCUGCAAAUCGCCGUAGGCUUUGACCGAUUGUCAGAGAGCGCAUCCGACUUUCCCCCAAUUCCGCACCCCCAGCAAUGAUAUCCCGAUAGCCUGCGAACCGCCGUGGCCGCCAACGUCGAUGUCGGCAUUCAGCGACUUGUGAUCGCGAAGUCCAACCCCCGAGUUACGCCGCAAACAUGUUCUCUUCGCCUACCGGAGCGAAAUCGACCGGCAACAUCUCAGCCCUUUCGCCGUCGCCCGGAGGCCGCUCAGAGUACCCAUUCCCAGCUCAUGGGCAAGGCACGGGGCGCUCGACGUCUAGGAGGAGCUCGACAGCUUCCUCCAUUCGCUCUGUCGGUGAGACUUUGGAUAGCUCGAGUGGUUUCAAGGAUGCGAUGCACGAAUCUGGGCAGAAUGCUAUCUCGACCUUGUUGCAGCCACCAAUAGUCCGUACUGGCCUGUCCGGUUUGGCAGCAUCAGCCUCCAACGUGCAUAAGCCGCCGACAACCCGAGAUAUCCCGCCUGUCACCUUAACAAACAUUGAGCAUGUCGAGUCGGAAGAAUUCGCGCCAUACCUGAGCCAAUUUGGAGCCCUGCAUGAACAGCUGAAACGGAUCAAAGAGAGCGAUUCCGAGGUGUCGUCAAAUCGAAAGGGUAGUCGUCAUGACGACGGUGGAGACGCAAGCAGUGGCGAUGGACUCUUGCGCCCUGGUGGUCGCUCUAGCAUGACGAGGAAGGGUUCCGCGGCCUCGCUAUCAUCCUUGAACUCGAUAGAGGCGCCUAGCCCGGUGCGGAGAUCAAGCUCGAAUUUCGGACGAAAAGCUGCCCAAGGACCGCCUCCCUUGUCUACGAUUCCGACAGUGUAUUUUGACGAGGACUUUCACCUCGAGAAUCCGAGAACGUUUGACGUGGUGAGCGAACGGUCUGAGGUGAUCCGACCAUCGCAGACCGAGAACGAUAACAAGACGGGUCUCGACGGAGACGCGGCUGCGCCCCGAAAGGCCCUCGCGACCAAUGCUAUUCUGCAGGAGAAGCUCUCGUGGUACAUGGACACCAUUGAGGUGCAUCUGAUCAACUCGAUAUCAACCGCUUCGACAACAUUUUUCACAGCGCUGGGUUCAUUGAAGGAACUCCACUCCGAGGCUGCCGAUUCCGUACAGCGCAUCAAGGCGUUGAGGCUGGAGCUGGAGGCCUUGGACAAGGAGAUUGUAACACAGGGCUUGGACAUUGUUAAGAAGCGUCAACGAGAAGAGAAUUUGCGUCAACUGAAUGACGCUGUCUUACAGUUAAGGCUGAUCGUUGAUGGCGUGGCCGACUGUGAGACUCUUGUCGAGAAAGGCGAGGUCGACAAAGCUCUGGACAGCAUCGACUCUCUGGAGCACCUGAUUGCAGGAGAGCGCGAGACCUCGCAGGUUGUGGCGGAAGAUAUUCAUCUGCGAGAUCUGAGGGGCGCGACUGCGCUGCAGGGUGUCAAUGCCGACUUGAUGACGUUGCGGAUGCGUGUGGGCAAGGCAUACGAGGCUCAAUUUGCCAAUGUGUUAUUAGGCGACCUCAAGAAACACAUGGAGUCGUUGUCUUCAACAGACAUCUUGCUCCGAUGGAGCCACGCCGCCUCGAGGGCGAGAGGUGGCCACGCCAGAUCGCCAUCGAUUUUUCCAAGCUACCUGACAGGAACAGAAGAGCUGAAGCGACAGUUGGCACCCACGAUUAAAGGUCUCGACCGCGCGCAGCAUGUCGCUGCGGCUGCCAUCAUCUAUCGGGAGAUUGCGCUAAAGGAGAUCCGUAACCUCAUUCGACGGCCGUUACCCAGCUCCAGUGACGACGACAAUGAAUCCAUGAUGUCGGUAUCGACCGCUGCUAGUGGAGGGCGAGGUCGCUCAAGCCAAGAAAAAUCGUCGAUACUUGCCAGAAACCUGCGCGCAUUGGGCCCAGACGAGGCCGAGGAACUGUUGGCGACAAUCUACGUGAGCGUCACAGAAACGCUACGCAGAUUAACGACCCAAACCAAGGUUAUCCUCGACAUUGCCAGCUCACUGUCGGCGGCACCAAACGGGGAUGGGCUCAAGUCUCCGCCCUCUAGGUCGCCGAUAUCGAGUCCACGACUAGACCGGAACAUGCCUCCGUUUAGCGGUUUCCAAUUACAAGAAGAGCUGCACAAAACGCUCGACGUUGCGAAUCUGCUAGGUCAAGCGGUCGACGUGGCUAUUGACAAGAUCGUCAAGGUCCUCAAAGUGAGGAACGAGCAGGCCGGAAGCCUGCCUCUCGACUUCUUCCUACGGUAUUUCACGAUCAACCUCUACUUUGCGAACGAGUGUGAGGCCAUCUCGGGCCGCAGCGGCACUGCCUUGAAGAAUGUGGUUAAUAGCCACAUCAAGGACUUUGUGCAGAGAACCAGGGAUGCCGAGAUACAGAAGCUUGCACAGGGGAUGGAGUCGGAUCAAUGGAACGCCAAGGACUUUAGCGACGAGAAUGCUGAGCUCCUGGGGCAGCUGCUUGACGCUAGUACCCACGACCCAGAGGCGUGGUCUGAGAGGACCAAGAUAUGGGUGCCGUACCACGAGAUUGAGAAGGCCGAGCGAGAGAGUACUGCGUCGACGGAGCCGAAUGGCAGUGGCAAGGACAAGGGGCGCACGGCGACCAUUGACUCUGAGAAGUUUGUGCUCCCUUCGUCGGCCAUCCUCUGCAUGCAAGGCACGGCUCAAUUUCUGCACUUGAUUGCGGGCAUACCUUCCAUGACUACAGAUAUUGCUUCGUCACUGGUGGCUUAUCUGCAGUUAUUCAACUCACGCUGUACCCAGCUCAUUCUGGGGGCGGGCGCGACACGUUCUGCUGGGUUGAAGAACAUUACAUCGAAACACCUUGCAUUGGCCGCACAAGCGUUAUCAUUUAUCUCGACUCUCAUACCCCAUGUUCGCGAGUUUGUGCGUCGUCAUGCAGGCUCUGGCGCGGGCGUGUCGUCCGUCAUGGGCGAGUUUGACAAGGUGCGGAGACUGCUGCAAGAGCACCAGGAUAGCAUCCAUCAGAAACUGGUGGAUAUUAUGAGCGGACGUGCUUCGGUCCACGCAAAGGGUAUGAGGAACAUCGACUGGGAUAAGCAGGUCGAUGGUAUACACCCGUACAUGGAGACGCUGUGCAAGGAGACGAGCACAUUACACCGAGUGCUGACGAAGCACCUACCGGAGACGUCCAUCCUCAUGAUCAUGGGGCCCGUGUUUGGCAGCUACAAGGAACAACUAGGGGCAGCUCUCAAGGAUGCGGACCCGAAGACACAAGAGGGCCAUCAGAGCAUGAUCCGCGAUGUCGAGUUCUUUACAACCAAGCUAGGUAAGGUGGAUGGCUUUGGCGAUGCUGGCGAGAACCUACUCAGCGUCGCCAAAACCAAGGAAGUCAAGGCUGCGGAGCCCGUUCCCACCCCGGCUGAGGAGGAGAAGUCGCCGGAAAAGGGGUCGUCGCCGGCUGACAUGGACUCGUCUGAUUCUGUGGAGGAGGAGACUGGGACAAAGGACCCUGACCAAGGGACCACGACGGGUGAGAGUUGAGCGCCACCAAAGAAUUGGCGCGCGUCAACCGCCGUGGGGUUGAAUAUGGGGGGAACGCUUAUAGCGUAGACCUUCUUUGUGACCACCGACCACCACCGCCCGUUAUCACGACCGUGGUGUGUGUAUGAUUUGAUUCGGCAAGAGACGAUACGCUGGCUACGAGGAUGCCGUUUCAAAAUUUGUUUUUAGAAUCAUAGAAGCGGAAAGCGCGCGACAUUUGCAAUGUACAUAAGCUCACGCCAGGAGGCUCGAGUAUGGUGCCACGUCUCUCUGCCGCCUAUCAGUACUUUGUCACACGACAGUGGCCAACGCAUCGUACCAAAGAGGGGGUAAAAGCGUCGUACAUGACAUGACAAUGAAC